Cetraspora pellucida is the source of this 975-nucleotide messenger RNA. The record is from the annotation of a GenBank genome assembly. NCBI's taxonomy places the organism in Eukaryota, Fungi, Glomeromycota, Glomeromycetes, Diversisporales, Gigasporaceae.
AUGACUGAAGCUCGAAGAAAUAUACCUUCGUUUACUACUGUUACGUCAACAUUCAAGUCUUAUAUUUUCUCAUUGCCACUAUUGACAACUACGAUUGCUUGCGUAGCAAUUGUAUUGUAUACAGUCAGCGCUUUCUUGUUUAGUACAACACCCAUAUUCAAUGCACUUUGUCUUAAGCCGAGUGAUUUUUUUGAUGGACAAGUGUGGCGUCUCUUGACAUAUCCUUAUUCACACAAUUCUCUUGGACAAUUACUUUUUAAUCUUUUGGUAUUUUUGCCAUUGAGUACGGGAAUUGAACAUACAAUUGGCACCGUUGAGUAUUCUUAUGUGUUGAUCACUAUUUUCACUGUACUAUCGGGUUCUCUUUACUUGCUGGGCUCGUUGAUUUUCCAAUACAAAGACGAAGGAAUAGGAGGGUUGAGUACUUGGGUAUUUGGUGUUGUUGUAUGGGAAAGCAGGGAAUUGGCUGGAAGCGAGCGAGAGGUUCCGUCUCAUUUUUAUCCACUUGUGUUGUUGCUGGUGGAAAUCAUGUUAGAAACUAAAUGGAUUGCCAGUUAUCUAUGCGGGCUAUUUGUUGGCUAUUUUUACGCUUUUGGAUAUCUUCCUCGAAUAUUGCCAUCUUCCAGCUUUUUCGCAAAUCUCGAAUCCAAACCGCCUUUAUCCAAUCUUGUAAAUUUUCGUGGAUUUAUCAAGGCUGAGAAUGGUAGAAGAGGCGGGUGGUGGUUACCACUUUGGAAUGAUGAUUCUGUUGAGGACCCUCUAGAGUCUCCUAUUAAUAAUACCAGUAAUGCGGAUGAACAAAAUCAGACUGAUACAAUACAAGUCGCUCGUUCAUCUUCGCCUGAUCUACAUUCAACACCGGUUUUCGUGGUACCGUCAAGUAAUACUACUCGAUCAAACUCACCAACACCGGAAAAUGUACCUUUAACAGCAGUCCCAACGACGGGGGAUCCAAAUUCUAAUGAAAAGAAUUGA